This is a messenger RNA of Cottoperca gobio, 1308 nucleotides long. RefSeq names its product high affinity cGMP-specific 3',5'-cyclic phosphodiesterase 9A-like. Gene Ontology annotation, molecular function: 3',5'-cyclic-nucleotide phosphodiesterase activity. NCBI's taxonomy places the organism in Eukaryota, Metazoa, Chordata, Actinopteri, Perciformes, Bovichtidae. The record is from RefSeq and is a predicted model, not a curated record. The transcript is spliced from 7 exons. The coding region runs from base 97 to 822 and encodes 241 amino acids. Gene Ontology annotation, biological process: signal transduction.
GAUCCUGAGUGUCUCUGUUGAUCCUGAGUGUCUCUGCUGAUCCUGAGUGUCUCUGUUGAUCCUGAGUGUCUCAGCUGAUCCUGAGUGUCUUUGCAGAUGUACGGCCUCAUCUGGCUCACAGACCUGCAGAGCAAAAUCUCCACAAUCGACCUGCUGAUCAUGUUGACCUCAGCGCUGUGCCACGACCUCGACCACCCCGGAUACAACAACGCUUACCAGAUCAAUGCUCAGACAGAACUGGCUCUGCGCUACAACGACAUCUCCCCGCUGGAGAACCAUCACUGUGCCGUGGCCUUCAGCAUCAUGUCCAAGCCGGAGUGCAACAUCCUGAAGAACGUGACGUGUGAACAUUACAAACACAUCCGGGGAGGAGUGAUCAGAUGUAUUCUGGCCACCGACAUGGCGAGACACAACGACAUCCUCAGCCAAUUCAAGAGCUUCCAGCCGGUGUUCGACUUCAGCAACAAGGAGCACAAGGAAGUGCUGAUGAAGAUCAUGGUGAAGGUGAGCGACAUCUCCAACGAGGCGAGGCCGAUGGCGGUGGCCGAGCCCUGGCUGGACUGUCUGCUGCAGGAGUUCUUCCACCAGAGCGACUCAGAGAAGCUCAAAGGGCUGCCAGUGGCUCCCUUCAUGGACCGAGACAAAGUGUCCAAACCGUCCUCUCAGACCAACUUCAUCCGGUUCGUGCUGCUGCCGCUCUUCUCCGAGCUCACCAAGCUGUUCCCCUGCCUGCAGCAGCACAUCGUGGAGCCGGUGCGACGGGCCCUGCAGCACUACUCCGACCUGGAGAGCGCGAGCCAGAAGGGGACGAGCAGCGCGUGACGGAGCAGCUGAUCUGGAGAACAUGCUGUGAAGUAGCUCAUCCAGCUUUUAAAGAAACAUGUACGUGUUGGGGUAGUUUAAAUGCUCAUUCUGAAGUGUGUGUUUCUCAUUGUAGGUUAAUAUAUAACAUAACAUAUUCUGACGUUAACGUGGGGAGCAGGAAGUUAUGAUUUUAUAAUCUCACAGAAUGUUCAAGUUUCUGUAUUUAUUAGUGUGUGUUACGUUGCUUUCUUUUAAUAGCUACACUAAUGACAUAAUUAGCUGUUUAGUUAACAUGUCAGGAGGAGCAGCGCCACCUGGUGGACAAUGUACUCUUUGCAUUUUCUGUAAAAGUGGGACGACAUUAAAGAGAAGUCUGGAGAUAUUCUUAGUUUGGUAAAGUGUUUAAAUUAACCUGCACAGAAUAGUUUUGUGUUUCUUGCCAUCGGUUUCAUAAAAACACUUUAAUGUGAACGACAUUAAAAGCUCUGAUGUGAAACACGUUUA